ACAGCUGACGUGCCCUGACACAAAAAUUGAAAAAAGCCGGCUAAAAAGUUAUUUUUAAUUGUUCUUAACAAUAUAAAUAAAUUAAACAAAUUAAAAUAGUUUUAAAUAAAAUAAUUAAAACACAAUGCAGACAUAUAUAUGGCCUAUAUUAUUGCCAUUAUUAUUUCUGGCCUAUUCAUUGCCUCUCUUUCUACGAGUCUAUGCCACCACUCAAAUGGUCAUAGAUGAGGAGUUUCAUUUGAGACAAGGACUACAUUUUUGUAAUAAAAGAUUCGAAGUGUGGGAUUCUAAAAUCACCACCUUCCCUGGUCUGUACUUAUUCUCCUUGGUAUUAAAUCCUUUGGAUUUUUGUUCGGUAUUGGGUUUAAGAUUGAUUUCUUUGGCCGCUGCCGCAUUAAAUGUUGUUUUACUAUAUAAAAUCAGACGCCGUAAUUUGGAUAAUAUACAGUCGUCGUUAGCCGCCCUAGAUGCUUUCACCAUAGCCGCUCUACCUCCCUUAUAUUUCUUUUCACAUCUUUACUACACCGACACAUUGUCCCUGACUGCUGUCUUAAUGUUUUAUAUGUACUGGCAAAAGGAACAGCAUUUACAGGCCUCCGUUUAUGCUGCCGCUAGUGUACUUAUGCGCCAGACUAAUGUUGUUUGGCUAGGCAUGGCCUUUGGCACCACCGCUUUGGAUGUUUUAACCAAAAAUUAUGCAGAAUUUAAACGUAUCAAGGCACAGGAGGUUAAUCUAUAUAAACCUAAGGUCCUACUGGAAAUUGUCAGUAAUUUUAAACUUCUACUGAAGUGCAUUUGGCAUAUUCUGAAGAAAUGCUCUUUCUAUAUGAUUAUAAUACUGCCCUUCAUAGGUUUUGUUUAUCUCAAUGGUUCCAUAGUAUUAGGAGAUAAAAGGGCUCAUGAAGCUACCAUUCAUGUACCACAGUUAUUUUACUUCUCGCUAUUCUGCCUAAUAUUUGCGGUCUCCAAUAUCAUCUGCCAAUUACGUUCCACUCUACAAUGGCUGUUAAAAGAAAAACUUGUAUUCAUCUUUUUUACCGGCGUCUUUAUGCUUAUAGUCAAAUGGAAUACUUUAGUUCAUCCCUAUCUAUUGGCCGAUAAUCGUCAUUAUAUUUUCUAUAUAUGGCAUCGUUUUUAUCAACGUUAUUCGUGGUUCCGUUAUGCCAUGUGUCCCGUUUAUGUUUUAGCCUUAAUGUUUCUACAACAGGGCAUUAAGCAUUUACGUUUUUCAUUUAAAUUAAUGUUUUGGUUGGCCCUAUUUUUGGUUUUAUGCUUUCAACGUUUAUUGGAGAUACGUUAUUUUCUAAUACCUUUUGUUUUAUUCCGUUUAAAUACGCGUCCAAAUCCUAAAAAUCGUUUUGCUCAAUGGUUGGAACUAGGUUUCUAUGUGGUUCUAAAUGCCUUGACAUUUUAUAUAUUCUUUACCAAGGAAAUUAAAUGGAAAGAUUUUAAGGAACCCCAGAGGAUUAUAUGGUAAAGGUGGAUAAUAAUGGUAAUAGAAUGUUUAUGUUUUUUUACUCUAUAAAAGACUUAAUAUGCAUUAUUUAAUAAUAAAUAUAUUUAUGUCAUUACAGAAUUAAAAAGAAAAAGCUGUGAGUUGACAUUUUUUGCUUGUAGAAA
Messenger RNA from Lucilia cuprina (Australian sheep blowfly), 1620 nucleotides. It is a transcript of the gene Alg10, whose product is annotated as putative Dol-P-Glc:Glc(2)Man(9)GlcNAc(2)-PP-Dol alpha-1,2-glucosyltransferase. The record is from RefSeq and is a predicted model, not a curated record. Gene Ontology annotation, molecular function: dolichyl pyrophosphate Glc2Man9GlcNAc2 alpha-1,2-glucosyltransferase activity. Gene Ontology annotation, cellular component: endoplasmic reticulum. The coding region runs from base 125 to 1477 and encodes 450 amino acids. Gene Ontology annotation, biological process: protein N-linked glycosylation; dolichol-linked oligosaccharide biosynthetic process. The transcript is spliced from 5 exons. Lineage: Eukaryota; Metazoa; Arthropoda; Insecta; Diptera; Calliphoridae.